This is a messenger RNA of Trametes versicolor FP-101664 SS1, 1635 nucleotides long. RefSeq lists its product as uncharacterized. The record is from RefSeq and is a predicted model, not a curated record. Bases 49 to 1536 code for a protein of 495 amino acids. Lineage: Eukaryota; Fungi; Basidiomycota; Agaricomycetes; Polyporales; Polyporaceae. The transcript has 2 exons.
UAUGUCGCGCUCAGUUACGUCUGGGGAGACUCGGAGCAGACCCACCAGAUGACGAUAUCCAAUGAAGCCACAUAUCAAGACAAGAUUGACCUGGGCACUCUCCCCGCUACCAUCCGCGACGCGAUCAAAUUGACACACAUGCUAGGCUUUCGAUGGCUCUGGGUCGAUAGUCUAUGCAUUCUCCAAGACUCCGAUGAGGACAAAGCGCACGAAAUUGGUCGCAUGCACAGCAUCUACCGCUAUGCGCAUCUGACAAUCAUCGCCGCCUCCGCGGAGAGUGUCACUCAGGGCUUUCUCCACAAGCGACCUCCUCCGGACAAUGACGUAGCCCUCCCCUUCAUCUGCCCUCCACCUCCUUUGUCUUCUCAGGCGGCGGGAAACCCGGAGGACCUCUCUGUGCCACAGCCGCGGGUCGGAGAAGUAUCGCACGGUGACGACCUCGGGCGCAUGUCCACGCGCGCGUGGUGCAUGCAAGAGUUUCUCAUGUCCCCUCGCGCCCUCAUAUUCACCCCAAUCACGCUCCAGUUCAAGUGCCUCACAGGUCUCGUGGGAGUCGGCCACUCCUUCUGCGCCACGUUCGAGCGCGGGGUACCCCAGCUCCCUAUGACGCUCUUCCUCGCAAACCCGCCCGACCUGGAACAUGGCUCCGAGGAGUGGAACAACUUGCGAAGAGCCUGGAUGCAAGUCGUACUGGACUACACUCGCCGCACGGCUACGGAGGAGUCGGACAAGCUCGUCGCGUGCGCCGCCGUAGCGGAGCAGUUCCACCGCGUCCUGGGCACCGAAUACCUCGCGGGUCUGUGGCGCUCAGACGCGCUCCUCACCGACCUCCUAUGGGCGUCUGCCCGUCUUCCUGGAGGGCGCUAUACUCGCCCGACCACGUACCGCGCGCCGUCAUGGUCGUGGGUAGCGGUAGAAGGGAUCGUCAACCAUCGGUCCACGUGGAACCCGGCUUUCGAGGACCCGCAAAGCGUCGCGCUCGCGAAGGUCGUUGAGUGCCGGGUCACUCUCGAAAAUCUUGCGCUUCCCUUCGGUAAAGUGACGGAUGGGACCCUCGUCUUAAGCGCGACGCUGAUACCCUGCCGUGGGGGAUCCGCUGCAAGAUCAUCCGGUGGCUGGCGGUACGUGCGCCUACCGUCUUUCGACUGCGUGCGGCGUCGGCGGCGGGAAGUCUCGCAUGGCGGCUUGGAUUCGCCCGAUGGAGAAGACGAUGCCGACUCGCCUCAAGUAGGGGACGGUGCAACGUUCAUCAUGGACUGCGACGCCGACGAGCUUCCCGCGAGGAUGUGGGCCGUCCCGAUUGUGCGGAUCAAAGGGAAUAGUUACGAAGACAAGUUGGAUGGGAUCGUGCUUGAGCUGGCUCCUCCAUCCGACCGCCCAGGGCCUGAGCGCACUCGCUUUCGGAGGAUUGGACAGUUCUGGGAGAUCAUCCAACUGGCGGGCAAUACGGACUUCAAGGAGCACCCGCUGUGGGGUCCGUUAAUUCGGGCUGUACAGGACGGAAGCUGGCCGUUGGUGGACAUCGAGAUCAUAUGAAUGAUUGGUAGUAUUCUAGGCUAUGCUGUGACCGACUUCGGCGCAGGAUCAGGCGAACCAGCACGCUGGUACAUAUACUAUAUAAACUUCUGCAAUGCC